AACAACGUUCGAGCCUUGGAGGGAUUCAUCUCACCGUUUAUGCAUUCAUCAAUGCACACAUACAAACAUAUCUAUAUGCAAGUGAUUGAUCUGUAUCUCAUCUUGGUUGGCUAAGCUAGAAGCGGAUCGAAUCAACGAUCAUUCCUUGGACAGCCAUGGUUGAAAAUAGAAAUCAGCACAAACAUGUUCUCCUGUUAGCAUACCAGAGUUUUGGAAUUGUGCAUGGCGGCUUGAGCACUUCCCCCCUUUAUGUUUAUAUAACUACAUUCUCGGGAAGAUUAUAUCAUUAUCAAACUGAGGAUGCAGUAUUUGGAGUGUUUUCAGUGAUAUUUUGGACUAUCACCAUUCUUUUGUUUUUCAAGUAUAUUAUAAUUCUGUUGAGUGCAGACGACAAUGGUGAGGGAGGACCUUUUGCUUUAUACUCACUCCUCUGUAGACAUGGAAAAUUCAGUUUGCUUCCAAAUCAUCAAGCAGCAGAUGACGAAAUUAGCACAUAUCAUCAUCAUCCAGGACACUCAAACAGGAAUACAUCUCCCUCAUCUUUCAAGAGUUUUAUUAAGAAACACAGAAAGAUGAAAACAGGGUUACUUCUUGUGGUCUUAUUUGGCGCUUGCCUGCUGAUAUGUGAUGGUAUCCUGACACCUGCAAUUACUGUGUUGUCAUCAGUUAAAGGGCUGCAAGUUCAUUCACACAGAUUUCAUAAUCAUAUGAUAAUUUCAAUUGCUUGUGCUGUAUUAGUUGGUCUCUUUGCUAUGCAGCACCGUGGCACCAACAGGGUGGCCUUCCUGUUUGCUCCUAUUGUAAUCAUAUGGCUAUUGUCCAUUGGUGCUGUUGGCAUCUACAACACGAUUGAGUGGAAUCCAUAUAUAUACCGGGCUCUUUCUCCAUAUUACAUCUAUAAGUUCUUUGUAGAUACAGGAAAAGAUGGCUGGCUCUCUCUUGGAGGAAUGUUUCUUUGUGCUGGAGGAACUGGAGCUAUGUUUGCAAACCUUGGUUACUUCACUGCUGCAUCAAUUAGAAUUUCAUUUUCUUUUGUUGUUUACCCUUGUUUGGUGCUUCAGUACAUGGGGCAGGCUGCAUUCCUUUCAAAGAAUUUUAAUGCAAUUUCUGCAAGUUUCUAUGCAUCAAUUCCAGAUCCCAUAUUUUGGCCAGUUUUUAUCGUGGCAAAUCUUGCUGCAGUUGUUGCCAGUCAAUCUAUCAUCUCAGCCACAUUCUCAAUUGUGAAACAGUGCCAUGCCUUUGACUGUUUUCCUCGCAUCAAAGUCGUACAUAAGGCGAGAUGGUUUGAUCAUCAGAUAUACAUCCCUGAAAUAAACUGGAUCCUUAUGAUCCUCAGCGUGGCUGUCAUAGUCGGUUUACAAAGAACAUCACUGGUUGGGAAUGCUUAUGGUAUUGCUUGCACCGGCGAAGCAUUUUUGACAACAUGCUUGAUGACAUUGGUCAUUAUCUUCGUAUGGAAUAAGAAUUCCAUAUUUUCCCUUUUAUUCCUCUUAUUAUUUGGAUCUAUAGAGGCCAGCUACCUCUUGUCUUCUUCUACGAAAAUUACCCAAGGUGGAGGGAUCCCACUUGUGCUCUCUUCAUUUGUUCUCACAAUUAUGUACGUGUGGCACUACGGCACCAGGAGGAAGUAUCUAUUUGAUUUGCAAAACAAAGUAUCCAUGAAAUGUAUUCUGUCACUAGGCCCCAGUCUUGGGAUUCUUCGGGUUCCUGGUAUUGGUCUCAUCUACAGCGAGUUGGUAACUGGAAUUCCAGCAGCAUUCUCCCAUUUCAUGACAAACUUGCCAGCUAUUCAACAGGUGGUUAUCUUUGUGUGUGUCAAAUCGGUUCCUGUUCCAUAUGUCCCCCACAAAGAGCGGUAUCUCAUUGGUCGAAUUGGCCCCAAAGCUUACCGCAUGUACCGUUGUAUUGUCCGCUAUGGAUACCAAGAUGUCCACAAGGAUGACGAAGAUUUUGAAAAUCAUCUUGUAAUGUGCGUAGCAGAAUUCAUCAAACUAGAAGCUGAAGGUUCCGCAACCAUUGAUGGGUCCAUGGAUGGCCGGAUGGCAGUUGUGAGGACAUCCGAGAAGUUUGGGACAAGGUUGAUAAUGUCAGAAUCUUCCGGCGCCGAAGCAAGUAGCUCUUCAAGCAUUUUACCAAACAGCAAGUCAGCCACAUUGCAGAGGUUACAAGCCAUGUAUGAGCUGGAAUCAUCGCACCAGGUCCGCAGGCGCCGCAUGCAAUUCAAAUUGCCAUACACAGAUCAUAUGCACCAGCAUGUUCAGGAAGAGCUUUGUGAGCUUCUGGAAGCCAAGCGUGCCGGGGUAGCAUACAUAAUGGGCCACUCUUAUAUAAAGGCAAGAAGGAAUUCAUCAUUCUUAAAGAAGUUUGUGAUCGACCUAGCAUACUCUUUCUUGCGAAAGAACUGUCGAGCACCUGCUGUGACCUUGAGCAUCCCUCGCAGCAGUUUGAUUGGGCUCGGUAUGAACUACCAGGUAUAA
Diospyros lotus (date-plum) is the source of this 2477-nucleotide messenger RNA. Its product is annotated as potassium transporter 7-like. Lineage: Eukaryota; Viridiplantae; Streptophyta; Magnoliopsida; Ericales; Ebenaceae. Bases 156 to 2477 code for a protein of 773 amino acids. The record is from RefSeq and is a predicted model, not a curated record. Gene Ontology annotation, molecular function: potassium ion transmembrane transporter activity. Gene Ontology annotation, biological process: potassium ion transmembrane transport. Gene Ontology annotation, cellular component: membrane. The transcript is spliced from 9 exons.